UUUGAUCUUUGCUGUUUUCUUUCAAUUAUUUGUUGUUGUUUUUUUUUUUUUUUGGUUCUUAUUUAAAAAGCUCAUGUUUUUAUUAGCUCAGAUCUUCAACGUUCUGGCUGUUGAAAACGGAGAUUUUUUAAAUAUGAUCUUUAUUUUUGGGUUUUAGUGAAAACGUGAACUUCCCAAAUAUAGAAAAAGUAAAGACCUUCCAUUUCUAUGGGAUUUUGUUUGUUUUGCUUUCAUUGAAGUAUAGUCGUAAAGUACCAUCCAUUUUUUUUUUUGGGAACAAUUUUUUUUGAACUGUUUGAUCCCAUUUUUAAUGGGGACUAACAUGAACUUCAAGAACUUUGGUAAUAAACCGCCGGGGAAUUAUCCGUUAAGUAGACAGCCAUCAAUCUAUUCUCUAACCUUUGAUGAGUUUCAAAGCACUAUGGGUGGAAUAGGCAAAGAUUUUGGGUCAAUGAACAUGGAUGAGUUGUUGAAGAGCAUUUGGAAUGCUGAAGAAACUCAAACAAUGGCUUCUUCCACUGGUGGCCUGGAGGGAAUUGGAGGGUUACAAAGGCAAGGGUCUUUGACUUUGCCAAGGACGCUUAGCCAGAAAACUGUUGAUGAAGUUUGGAAAGAUAUUUCAAAGGAGCAUUCUAUAGGGAAAGACGGGAUUGGAACUGGAGCGACUAAUAAUAUGCCACAAAGGCAGCAGACUUUAGGGGAGAUGACUUUAGAGGAGUUUUUGGUGAGGGCUGGUGUGGUAAGAGAGGAUACCCAAUUGGCUGGGAAGGUUAAUAAUGUUAAUGGGGGGUUCUUUGGGGAAUUACAGCAACCUGGGAAUAAUACUGGGUUUGGAAUUGGGUUUCAACAACCUGAUAGAGGUUCAAAUUUGAUGGGGAAUAGGAUUUCUGAAGGUGGUAAUCAAAUUGUUAUUCAGGCUUCCAAUUUGCCUUUGAACGUUAAUGGAGUUAGAUCAAACCAGCACCAGUUAGCUCAGCAGCAAACUCAACAGCAACAGCAGCACCAGCAACCAAUUUUUCCUAAGCAACCUGCUGUGGAAUAUGGAGCUCGUAUACCUUUGCAAAGUGGUGGUCAGCUGGGGAGUCCUGGAAUUAAGGGUGGAAUUCCUGGGAUUGGGGAUCAGGGACUGAUUAAUGGUCUUAUUCAGGGUGGUGCACUGCAAGGUGGAGGAAUGGGAAUGGUUGGUUUAGGAGGGCCUGUUGGUGUUGCGACUGGAUCACCUGCUAACCAGCUUUCAUCAGAUGGGGUUGCGAAGAGUAGUGCAGAUACUUCCUCAGUUUCGCCAGUUGCUUAUGUGUUUAAUGGAAGUUUGAGGGGUAGGAAAUGCGCUGCGGAAAAGGUUGCUGAGAGGAGGCAGAGAAGAAUGAUAAAGAACAGAGAAUCAGCUGCAAGAUCACGAGCUCGCAAGCAGGCUUAUACAACGGAAUUGGAAGCAGAAGUUGCAAAGCUAAAAGAGGAGAACCAAGUAUUGCAGAAGAAACAUGCAGAAAUCAUGGAAAUGCAGAAAAAGCAGGUGCCGAGAAGUUUUCUUUGCCAUUUCUAUUUUUAUUCGCUAACAACUUCUUUGAUGCCUUCCUCAAAUAUCAUGAAGCAUCAUCCGUAUGCAUGCACCCUAUAGGAAUUAGGAGUUGUGUCCUCAUUUCUAAAAAUCCCAGAGUUUUUCAGUUGAGUUCAUUAUAUAUCCAUCCAUCCAUCCGAGUGUUACUGUCGUUUCACUUGAUCAUUAUCUUAUGGGUCUCAUACAAAAUCAUACCAUUUUAUCAUGGAUUCCUUUAAGAACCCUCAAUGUAUGAUUUGCCAUUCGCAUGAAUGUUCGGAUUUGUUGCUUAAUUGAACAGUAUAUGAACGUUUAGUGUUCUUGGUUACAUUUUUUCCCCUUUGCACCUUUGUCCAUGAUGUUUUCCCAUGCCUAAGAGGACACAUUCAGAACGCUUUUUUAAUCUAGUUAGUUAUCAUGCAUGAAAAGUUUAAUGAGAAGGUUCCAAGUCCAUUUUUGGAGCUCAUUUUAACUUUGACAUGGUUAAUUUGGGUCUGACGAGGAUAAGUAAGAAGAGCUCAGAAUGAGUCUCAAAUCUACAUUCUCUUUACUCUGUAGUAGACUGAAUUUCGAGGUCCUUGGUUCACUUUUUCAAGAAUUCUUAGGUGCACAAUCCUAUCAGAUUAGAAUAUUAAAAGAAAUUUACACACACAUCAGCUGUAAACUCCAGUUUUCCCCUAUUAGCAAUCAUAAUAGACUUAAAUUAUAAGUCUCAAUUUGUUGUUCGAAUUGGU
This is a messenger RNA of Durio zibethinus, 2271 nucleotides long. NCBI's taxonomy places the organism in Eukaryota, Viridiplantae, Streptophyta, Magnoliopsida, Malvales, Malvaceae. The record is from RefSeq and is a predicted model, not a curated record.